AUGCAGGUUUUGGGGGUGGAAGAGCCGCUCAUGUGCAAAGCCUUUCUCCCGACCCUCAAGGGGUUGGCUCAAAAAUGGUUCUUAGCCCUCUUAAGUCGUUCCAUCCGAUGUUUCAACGAUCUAGCGGACCGCUUUCUCACCCAUUACGCGGUGAACAUCAAGCCACAGCGCAACCUCCAUCUAAGUAGAGUACAUCAAGAUGAGGGAGAAGCUCUGAAGACAUACCUGGCCCGUUGGCAAAAGGAGGUACAGACCAUUGAGGGACUGGAUGAGCAAGUGGUCAUUACCUUCUUCAUGGAAUCACUUCGUGCCGGGAAAUUGUUCAUUGAUCUUCACAAUGACCGCCCAAAAACAUAUGUGGAAGCCAUUCAGAGGGCCAGUCGACAGGUAGACACUGAAGAGGCGGUAAGGCAAAAGCGGCAACGAGAAGCUGCUGGGUCGAGUUCUACAAAACCUCAACCUGAGUCUAGAAGUCGAACUGAACCUGAACGUACCAGUCGUACCAAGACACGACGGGGUCCUGCGAGGGUGGGCGUGCCUCCUCAUCGCCCUACCGUGGCCCAGCCUGUCCAUGAGGUAAAGGAUUCCUUACCUCCCCCUCCACCUCUGAAACCCGGAGAUCAACCUGAGGUUUUGCCCCCAGGGGGAGUCUCCUCUAAGUACUGCCGAUAUCAUCGAUCAACCACACACACUACGAACGAAUGCUCUUACCUAAAAAAAGGAGAUAGAGGCGUUAGUACAGAAGGGUGCCCCGCCUCCGCCCAACCAAUGGAGGCGGUACCCACGGUCUGA
This is a messenger RNA of Ipomoea triloba (trilobed morning glory), 792 nucleotides long. RefSeq lists its product as uncharacterized. The transcript has a single exon. Lineage: Eukaryota; Viridiplantae; Streptophyta; Magnoliopsida; Solanales; Convolvulaceae. The coding region runs from base 1 to 792 and encodes 263 amino acids. The record is from RefSeq and is a predicted model, not a curated record.